UCGAGAGCCAAAGGCCAAACUAAUCACGGCGUUGUCUGUGGGAGACUUUGCCCCUUGGUAAAGCAUUAUCCCAACGCUCGUCCAGUAACCUGUUCAAGUGGGCUUGGGCAUGGUGCUCCCACAAAGAUUCACCGUUGGAUUGAAAUUAUGUCUGUUACAGCAAACCUUCUGAAAUACAACAGAUGACAAAUAAUUCGGUCGUUCACUCUGGCGUUCUAAAUUUUCCUACUAUUCGUCUGCGCUGAAGGUCAUGAAAAAAAUACCGGUAGAUAUAACGAGAAUUGUUCCAACAAAUAUUUGUAUAUGGCUUGUUCGAGACGUGGGGCAGUGGUACCGCUCUACUUUUUCUUUGGAAAUUGCUGGAUUUUAGGCUCAUGGAGGAAGGAUAUAGGUUCCAUGUCCCUUGCGAUCUGAUACCUUAACAUCCCCUGAAUCCUCCUCAAUGAUAGGAAAAAGUAGUGUCGUGGUAGAUUCCUGCACAACUAGAUCUACAAAGAGCUUGCUGUAUCUUGCUGUUAGACGAUGAACUAUGAGCUGCUUACUUGGUUGCACAAGUUCUACGUGAUGCUUUGACUGAGUGGACGCGGCUACUUGCACAGAUGCGGAAGACUCGAAGGUUAAAACUUUCACACCAAAGUACAGAGCUCCGCAAUGCUUCUAGUGCAAUAUCUGCAUCGUUCAGUAGGACAUAAAGCUCUAAAUAAGGUAAUACAUAGAAAACAAGGUUCAGAAAGUCUUCGUCAAGAUGCACUUGUGGAUGAUUCCUGACAGCAGGCUGAGACCCUGAGAUGGCUGCAAGAGGCAUCUGUACAAUAAGUCAAGAUCUUGAUCUUCUCAAAUCAUGGGUUGACCUUCUCACCAUCUAUUAUGCUUCGAUCAAGCACCUUCAGAUCUAGUAUAGAACCUGGGAAAGGACCUUCAGUCUUUAGAGAAUUCCAGGGUCUUUCCUGUGAUUUGAGCACAGGAAGUCGUUGCCCCGGGGAACCUCGUUCGAAACUAAUAUCGGCAGUACGCAGUAAAUAGAUUUAGGAUAGAUUUAGAAAUAUCGUAGCGGACCGGAUUCGGCCCGAGCCUGGACUCCCUUUGUAGAAAAUCUCCCAGGGAUCUACAAGAAGAGAUUAUGAAGAUCUCCACAUUUUGGUUCACCGGUUGAGAAGUUUAGAUACGUUCACAAAGUCGACAAACCUGUCGACUUUGUACCUCGAUUUUGAACUUAUAUAGGCCUACAUCUAUGUUAGUCGAAAAUGUUGGCAGGAAAGAAUCCGAUACUGUCGAUCGGGUCACCUUCGAUGAAGUGCAGUUUGUGCUGUUAGAUGUCUAUCGGAGUGUAUCUGGAACUUCCCAACUGCCUGCCUCUGCGUGCAUACAGGCGUCGGAUUUGAGACUCAUUGUAGGUUGAGCUUGGCGUCAAGAAAUCAUUCUUGAAAGUUUUAUUAUGAAGAGAAGAGGUUUAUCAACCUCAUCAUGGAUCACGCAAUUAGCCCUUCUGCUGCUGUCAUCGUGCUGUCUUCCGAGUUCUGGACAGUCUGAAACAGGCAGCCCGGACGGAGAUGUCGCAGCUCUGAGAAGUAUACGCACUGCGUUUCAAAUGACGGGCAAAUGGUUUGGUGCUCCAUGCGAUUCUCCACCCUGGCUGGGAGUGAACUGCAAUGCUACAACACAGAGAGUGGAACUGAUUGAUCUAAAGGCGAGAGGCAUCAGCGGAUUCAUACCUAGCACAAUCAAGGACCUAACGGCGCUUAAAUAUUUAGAUCUGUCGAACAACAAAAUCGGCGGGCCGAUUCCAAACGCGUUGGCCUCGAUAAGUAGCCUCCUGACGCUGUCUUUGGAUAAUAAUAGCUUCUGUGGACGAAUCCCAGACGGUCUACUACCAGAGAGGUCUGACUUCAGCUGGUCUGGGAAUCCAUCUCUUUGCGAGCCGGGUGACCUUUGUGACACAGCGGGAUGUAUCGCACAAGCGGAUCCUCCAAGAUCUGCAGGAAGUGAGCAAUCUGGUGGUAUGAAUCUAAUAAUUGGUGCCGUCAUAGGCGGACUUGUUGUACUUGGACUUUUAGGUGGUCUCUUCAUCACAUGCUUCUACCUAAGAUCUCGUAAAUCACGAACCAUUUCUCUUCCAGUCGUUGACUAUAAGCAAGCUGGAGCUAAAGCAGCUAACGAAAAUCUCAGCGUCUCACCAUCACGAUCAGAUGACUUCCAAAAUACAACACCUUCUCCUUUUCCGCAACCUGUGGAGAACUAUACAAAUGCAACUUUGAGCCAAGCUGCAGGUUACAUUUCAAAACAGGAGAUCGUUACUGCUACCAAUAAUUUCUCUAGACAAAUUGGAGAAGGAGGGUAUGGUCCUGUUUUCUGGGGAGUUCUUGCAAACGGGAAAGAAGUAGCAGUUAAGGUGAACAAAAUUCUUGAUCAAGGGACACAGGAAUUCGUGAACGAGGUCGGUCUACUCACGAGGGUUCAUCACAGAAAUCUCGUGACUCUACUUUGCUUCUGUGAGUGCGGAGACGAAAGAUUUCUGGUCUACGAGUACCAGGCGAGAGGCACUUUGAGUGAUCUCCUCUGCGGAAAGGAAGCGGAAAAACAUCCUCUGGACUGGCCGACCCGUCUUGAUAUUGCUCUGAAUGCGGCAAAAGGGUUGGAGUACUUGCACACAGGCUGCAAUCCGACAAUCAUUCACCGCGAUGUCAAAAGUAACAACAUACUCAUUGACAGCAAUUUUGUGGCCAAGGUUGCUGAUUUUGGAAUUUCCAAAGCGACAUCUGAUAAUGACGGUACAAAUGCUUUCUCGACUCUAGUCAGAGGCACGCCAGGCUACGUUGAUCCUGAGUACAUAUUGAGCCAGAGGCUGAGUACCAAGAGCGACGUAUACAGCUUUGGUAUUGUCCUCAUGGAGCUUAUUGCAGGAUGUCGUCCUUAUGGACAAAACAAAGACGGCACCAGGUUCAACAUCUCCGUGAUGGUCAGGGAGGCUUUGUCAAUGGGAAACAUUUUGAGUAUUGCUGAUCCGGCGCUGAAGGUGAUGGACUUCAAUCCGGAGUCUAUGUGGAGGGUGGCUGAUAUAGCCUUCUCGAGUGCAAACAGAGAAGGUAGUAAGAGGCCGGACAUGACCCAAGUUGUCCGUGGUCUGACGGAGGCCAUUGCGCUGGAAAGGUCCCACGAUCCCAAUAACCCUGCGGAGCCUCCUAGUUUUUGCAGGACCACCACAUUCAACAUGGCCAGUCGAUAAUCAGCAGUCUCCAAGUUUGGCUGCCCGGCAAAUCUUAGUGGUCAUUUCCAUUCAUUAGUUGUUAGAUCUGUACUCUAGAAUCAGACCACUCAACAUCACUGUUUCAAACCAAUACGUGAUCUACAAGAACCAUCUUGUCCCUCUUUGUUACGCCAACCUCACUUACAGAAAUAUAGUCACUUUGACACAUCAACUAUGUGGGCUCUUUACAGUCUAAAAUCAAAUUCAAGCUUUUAGUGAGCCUGGAUUGAUCUCAAGCCGCCUACAUGGAAGUUUGUCCCAUAUCACGCACGGAUGCAUCAACGUGCAAACUAUACAUAGAGUACAAACCAGGUGUUUAUAAGUUUACGGAUACAGUGGACAAGCUGAAAACACGCAGCAGGAAGCUCCAUGAAUCAAGAUUGAAGCGUCCAGUCGAGAUAUAAAAUGGAAAGAAGAAAGGGUGAUGCAUUAUCAGACUGUUACUGCCAGAACACAACAAAGACUACUUUGAAAGGGUUGCGGCACAUAAUUUCUUACUUGGAUUAGAGAAGACGUCACUGGGGUGGUCU
Marchantia polymorpha subsp. ruderalis is the source of this 3774-nucleotide messenger RNA. NCBI's taxonomy places the organism in Eukaryota, Viridiplantae, Streptophyta, Marchantiopsida, Marchantiales, Marchantiaceae. The record is from the annotation of a GenBank genome assembly.